Molecule: messenger RNA, 1021 nt
Organism: Quercus lobata
Lineage: Eukaryota; Viridiplantae; Streptophyta; Magnoliopsida; Fagales; Fagaceae
Exons: 6
Coding region: 4-960 (318 amino acids)
Molecular function (GO): protein binding
Source: RefSeq, a predicted model, not a curated record
GACAUGGCUGACAGUAUCAACGAGUCCAGCGGUGCUCCUGUCAACAACCCAAACAAGGCACCCGCAAUUACAAGAUCAACAAGAGAUUUACCUCCAGCUCAUUUUUCACUUAAGAUAGAGUCAUACUCUUUACUGUCCCAGGCUGUGCUGGAAAAGUUUGAGUCCUGUGUUUUUGAAGCUUGCCAGCAUAAAUGGAGGUUGUAUCUCUAUCCAAGAGGAAAGGCGAAAAUCAUUGGGACUGGUCACAUCUCCCUUUACCUGGCAAUUGCAGAGACAGAAAAACUUCCUCUCGGUUGGGAGGUUAAUGCUAGCUUCAAGUUUUUCUUGUAUGAUCAGAUUCGGGACAUGUACUUGACCAUUCAAGAUUCUUAUGGGACAAUUAGAAGAUUCAAUGACAUAAAGACUGAAUGGGGCUUUGCCAAAGUUCUUCCCUCUGACACUUUCAAUGAUCCGUCUCAAGGAUACCUUGUCAAUGACUGUUGUGUAUUUGGCGUAGAGGUUUCUGUUUAUGAGCGAAGUAACAAACGACAGUUUGUUUCCAUGAUUAGAGAACCCCCAGACCGUACUAUGACUUGGAAGAUUGAAAAAUUUUCAACACUAGAUAAAAGUUAUUACUAUUCUCAAGAAUUCACUGUUGGAGGUUUAAAAUGGAAGUUACUGGUCUAUCCUAAAGGAGGUACUAAUCAAAUACCCGAAGCGAUAUCCAUCUACGUCAAUUCAUGCGACAGUAUUCUAUCUGAGCACAGCAUUUAUGCAGAAUAUAAGCUACGAAUAAGGAACCAAGUCCAAAAUAAUCACAAGGAAAUACAAGAUAAACAAUGGUUUUCUAAGUCAGAUAACGCCUGGGGGCUUCGACAAUUUAUGUUUCUGAAUGACCUCAAUGAUGCAUUUAAGGGGUUCCUUGUGAAUGAUACUAUAAUUGUAGAAGCAGAAAUUAUUGUUAUGUCUACUGUUAAGUAGAUCCUAAUUAGUAACAGUUCAUAUCUUGGAACCACAUUUGGUUUUAAUUUGGGAAUAUCAU